This is a messenger RNA of Rubroshorea leprosula, 1381 nucleotides long. Lineage: Eukaryota; Viridiplantae; Streptophyta; Magnoliopsida; Malvales; Dipterocarpaceae. The record is from the annotation of a GenBank genome assembly.
GAUUUUGCUCUUCUUCUUCUUUCUUCCCGCUGCAGCCACCCGAAAAAAAAAAAAAGGGGAACCCAGCCAUGCCUUGGAAAACCGGUGAGAAAGCUUGGUUUUUGGCCUUCUUUUCUUGCUCUAGAACACAAAUGGAACCCAGAAAUCUCCCCCUUGCAAGAAGCUUCUGAAUCUGCUCUGCUCCUCUUCACCGCCGGCUGCUCCUGCUUUGUGGGGGGCAAAUUUCUCUGAUUUUGGGUAAGAAACAGCCAUGAAUCACCCUUCUCCAGCUUUGAUUGCCUUGGGUUUAUGUUAAUUGCUCUUGGUUCCUUCAAUUUUUGGGUAGCCCGUGAGCUUUCAUCUUCCAUGCCGCCGGCCUUCCCCAAUCUGCAACUCCAGUUUUAGCUGGAGAAUUAUGACACUGUUCACACCCCGAGAGUCAACGAUUAACGGGGAUUUAAAUGAUUAGUUUGUGAUAUAAGAACAAAUUUGGAGAUAUCUGAUAAUGUGGAGAUUUAUAGAAAUAGCAUUGUGAUUAGGGGAUGAUCCUAAUGAUGAUUUCAGUUUGAAUUUGUGAUAGUACGGUAAUUAAUUCAUGGAUAUUUUGAUUAGGUUCUUGAUCGUUCUGUCAGUUUAGUACGUGAAUUGAGUGCUCGGUUUUGUGGAGUGAGUGACCCUGCUAGUGGGGGAGUUUAUAAACGCUAGCACAUGUCGGCACAUGUCGAUAUGUUAUUGUAACCCUGCUAGUGGGGGUUAAACGCUAGCACAUGCCGGCACAUGUCGACAUGUUAUUGAUAGAACUGGUUCAUUGAGUGACCCUGCUUGUGGGGAUUAUACACCAGCAAACAGUGCGCCUGCCAAUGGGUGUUAGACGCUAACCAUGACCUAUAGAGGAGACGUCUAUUUCGUUCUCGUAUUGUAUCCGUUUUUCGUGAUUGCACAUGUUGGCAUGCUAUAAGUUUAAUUAAGGGCACUCCAUAUUUACUUACUAAGUUAUCUCAUAGUUUUCCUUGUCCACCAUUUCAGGAAGCGAAACCGAGGACAAGGAAACCAAGGGGAGUGACGAGUUAGAAGGCUAGCCAUUUCAAGAUUGACAUAGAUUUUAGAAAUAAAUCGUGAUAUUAUAAACUCGACUUUAUUGGAGAUUUUGAUGGUAUUAGUUUGUGAUUUAAAUAAGUUCCGAGCCUUGUGCACUUGUGGGACCCGUCUCACAAGUGCACGGCGUCUGUUGCGCCUCGGAUUUGGGUUCUGGGGCGUGACAUUCAUUGUAAAUGGAAUGCAAUUGCUUUAGGGGAAGGAUGAGUUAACCGGUCUUCUUGGUGUUGUUGGUAUUGAUAUAAAUGGAAGCUACUUUACACUUUUUUUUAUUAGUUUAAUAUGUUAAUAAAGAAUUAGACAAUGU